GAUGACUCAACUGACCAUAAGACAUUUAGUAUAAAUGAUACUAAAUUUGAAUUCAAGUAAUUCAUGUGAGACUACUCUAACAUCAUAAACUUCCUAGAACCUUGGAAUGCCUUUCUUUCCUUGAAAUGCACCUAUAUAAGGAUGUCCUGUUAGCUGUUUUGUUGCUCUAAGCAUCCCUUAGCUUCUUCUUUCCUGUGCACCUUCAAUAUCUACAUAUUUUGUCUUCAAGAGUUUGAACUGUAGGUUCUAUUUAGUUUUUAGCUCAGAAAAAAUGGAGGGGCUGAAUUCUUUUUGCUUAUUUGCUCUGUUAUGGUGGGGUUAUUUCUUGUCACAAGGAAGUGCCACUAUCGAAAAUGAUAAGCAUGCAUUGCUGGAGUUUCUGAAAAAGCUCCCACACUCGAGAGUUCUUAACUGGGAUGAGAAUCUCCCAGUCUGCAAGAACUGGACUGGAGUGAGCUGCAAUGGAGAUGGGUCAAGAGUCACAGGGUUGAGGCUGCCUGGGGUUGGGCUUCAAGGACCGAUCCCGAACAACACUCUCAACCGCUUGUCGGCAUUGCAGACCUUGAGCCUGAGAUCCAAUGGUAUCUCUGGUGGUUUCCCUCUUGAGUUCACUAGCAUGAAGAACUUGUCUUAUCUUUAUUUGCAGCACAACAAUUUCUCUGGUCCUUUACCAGUUGACUUUUCUGUUUGGAAAAACCUCACUGCUGUGGACUUGUCCAACAAUGAGUUUAAUGGCAGUAUACCAUAUUCGGUUUCUGGUUUGAAACGUCUUACUUCUUUAAACUUAGCUAACAAUUCAAUCUCAGGGGAAAUUGCUGAUUUCCAUUUGCCAAUGUUGCAGCUCUUGAAUUUGUCUUACAACCAUCUCACUGGAUCUGUCCCUAAGUCACUUCAAAGGUUUCCUGAAAGUGUGUUUGCUGGAAACUAUAAUGUUUCUUACUUUAACUUCUCCACUGUUUCUUGUUCCCCUUCAAUACGACCUUACCAAACAGCCCUUAAUAAAUCCCAGCACAAUGUUGUUAGGAAAUUGAGUGAGAAGGCUUUGCUUGGAAGUGGAGUUGCAGUGAGUGUGGUGGCGAUUCUUGGAUUCAGUCUUGUGUUGAUUGUGUGCUGUAUAAGAAGGAAAAGUGAUAGCAGGGAAAGCCGCUUCAUCAUGAAGAAAUACGAGAAGGGUCAAUGGGGGCGGGGGAGAGACGAGAAGUCAAUUUUGUCGCUUGGAAAAGAAGCAAAUAAUAGCCUGGUUUUCUUUGAGGGUUGUAACUAUGCGUACGAUUUAGAAGACCUUUUUAGAGCUUCAGCGGAGGUGCUGGGGAAGGGAACGUUUGGUAUGGCUUACAAGGCGACGUUGGAGGAGGGGACGACUGUGGUGGUAAAGAGAUUGAAAGAAGUCGAGGUCGGGAUAAAGGAAUUUCAACAUCAGAUGGAGCUUGUUGGGAGUAUAAAACAUGAGAAUGUGGUUGAGCUAAGAGCAUAUUACUAUUCCAAAGAUGAGAAGCUCAUUGUCUGUGACUAUUUUCCCCAAGGUAGCAUUGCUGCUAUGCUGCAUGGAAACAUGGGAGAAAGCCCAACAACACCGUUGGAUUGGGAAACAAGAGUGAAGAUAGCUGUAGGAUCAGCAAGAGGGAUUGCACAAAUCCAUGCAGCCAAUGGGGGGAAGCUAGCUCAUGGCAACCUGAAAUCCUCAAACGUCUUUCUAAACCUGAAUCGGUACGGUUGUGUGUCGGACACGGGCAUGUCGAGGAUAAUGGGCUCCUUAUCUCCUUCCCUUGCGCGUGCGGCGGGGUAUCGGGCCCCAGAAGUGGUUAUGGACACCAGAAAAGCAACACAGCCUUCUGAUGUCUUCAGCUUUGGUGUGUUGCUGCUUGAACUCCUCACAGGCAAGUCGCCCGUGGUCCACACGACAGCUAGUGGCGAUGACGAGGUCAUACACCUUGUGCGGUGGGUCCACUCUGUUGUUCGGGAACAGUGGACAGGCGAAGUAUUCGACAUGGAGCUCCUCAAGUUCCAGAACAUAGAGGAGGAAAUGGUUGAGAUGUUACAGAUAGCACUGUCAUGUGUUGUUAGGGUGCCCGACCAAAGGCCGAAAAUGCCGGAUGUUGUCAAGAUGGUUGAGAGUGUCCGGCUGCUGCUUGAUUAGGAUGAAAACCAGCUAGCUAGAAGGGCCAGUUACAACCUAUAUAUGAUCUGAACCCAAAUCCUAAUAGUAGCAAGCAGCUAGAUAAACCUCUUAAGAACAUCAGUAUUUCCAGUUAUACUCCGUAUUAUCUUACACUUCAAAUUUCACUAUGAUUUGGUAGUAGUUUGAAUUCAUUUGUUAAAUUUAGGUGUUGGGUCUUUUCUUGUGUUGUAUUAUAAUAGAGGGAAUUUUACUUUGGGUCAAUCAUUUAUUGUGUACUCUUUUCUUGAGUUGUAAUAUUUUUGCAAAUGUGAAUCUUUAAAUGCGUAACAUGUUAUCACUGCAGUGGCAAAU
This is a messenger RNA of Cuscuta europaea, 2470 nucleotides long. Lineage: Eukaryota; Viridiplantae; Streptophyta; Magnoliopsida; Solanales; Convolvulaceae. The record is from the annotation of a GenBank genome assembly.